Acanthamoeba castellanii str. Neff is the source of this 2481-nucleotide messenger RNA. RefSeq names its product MIF4G domain containing protein. Gene Ontology annotation, cellular component: eukaryotic translation initiation factor 4F complex. The record is from RefSeq and is a predicted model, not a curated record. Gene Ontology annotation, molecular function: mRNA binding; acyltransferase activity, transferring groups other than amino-acyl groups; actin binding. NCBI's taxonomy places the organism in Eukaryota, Discosea, Longamoebia, Acanthamoebidae. Bases 1 to 2481 code for a protein of 826 amino acids. The transcript has 14 exons.
AUGUCAGGUUGGGCCAGCUACAUCGAGGCAUUGACGGCGACCGGGCAGGUCACGCAAGCCAUCAUCUUUGGGCAUGAUGGUACUGUGUGGGCGGCUUCUCCUGGCCUGAGCAACGUCGCAAGCAGUGAACUGGUGGCCGUGAGCAAGACGUUCGAUAACCCCUACGAAGCUCAAUCAAAUGGUCUCAAACUAAUGGGCUUGUCAUACAUCCUGCUGCGCUCCACCAGCGAGAGCAUCUACGCCAAGAGGGGAUCGUCAGGCUUCUCUGCUGCCAAGACGAAGCAGGGUGUGGUAGUCGGCUUCUACGAUGCGCCAACCUAUCCAGGGCGCAGCACCGUGGAGGUGGAAAAGAUCGCCAGUUUCAUGCGUGAUAACAAUCCCUCGUUCGUGCUCUUCGCGGGCAUCAAGCAGAAGAACCGAAAGAAAGAGACAACAGAUUUUCCACGCAUGUCUGCUCCCGCGCUUCCCUUAAGCGAGCACGCGGCCCGAGCCACGGCCUCGUUCGCCCGCCUGUUGGCCGAAGCGGAAGGCACUAACAAAGCCCAAGAGCGGCAUAUCGACACCUCCAUCUCCCACGACCCGGGCACCAACCUUCACCACACUACCAGCGACGAGUGUGCUGAUGGCGAUGGCGACGGAAAGCGCAGGGUCUACUCACCAUCGUUUCUCCUCCAAUUCAAAGAGCGCUACACCGAGCCGCCGCCGGGCCUGCCCAAGUCGGGCCUGGGGUGCCUGAUCUCGUCAGAGACGCCCAUGACGACAACCAGGGACCGUCCAGGCCGGGACGAGCGACCCUCGAUCCGAAGAGGCGAGUCCGCGCGCGACAUCGCCACGCUCAGACUGCACCGCGGCAGGCGCGCUGCGGGGACUGCCACGAGCGGGCGCGCAGGCUCACCCUACCCACCGGGCUACAGCCCUCCGCCCGCGGGUCGUCCCAAGACGCCAGGCUCGCCCACCGUGCCGCGCUGGAAGCAAUUCCAGGCCGCACCAACUCCCCCGCGCUUCGCACAGAAGGCCGCGACCUCGUCGGCGCCCUCAACCCCUCGCAUGUGGAAGCGAGCCGAGGGUCCGGUUGAAGAGGAGGAAGGCGAGUUCAACCCCGAGGAGAUGGAGGAGUCCGGCGGCUGGAGGAGAGAGCGAGUCGAAGCUGCGCCGGCGGUUCUGUCAGAUGGCGCCAAGGCGUGGACCCCGCGGAGGCGUCAGGGCGGACUCAGCAAGGACCAGGAGCUCCUCUCCCAGGUCAAGGGGAUCCUGAACAAGCUGUCGGUGGACAACUUCCACCAGUUGUGCGGGCAGCUGUUCGCGCUGGAGAUACCUUCGUUGGACGUCCUGAAGGGCAUCGUUGAUAUCAUCUUCGACAAGGCCACCCUCGAGCCCACGUUCAGCUCCCUCUACGCACAGAUGUGCUCGGACUGGGUCAACAAGGCCCCCAAGUUCAAGGAGCCUGGGUCAGAGCGAGAUAUGGCAAUGUUCGAGAAGAAGGAGGAGGGCGAGACACAUCCCACAAAGAGGGUGAUGAUCGGCAACGUGAUCUUCAUCGGUGAGCUCUACCGCAAGAAAGUGAUCACGCACAAGAUCGCUCACAUCUGUCUCUCUACCCUGCUCGGAUCCGUCACCCAUGCGAUUGCGGACAAUAAGGCUGAGACGAUUGACGAAGAUGUGGAGUGUCUGUGCAAGCUGUUCAUCAUCGUCGGCCGCGACCUCGACGUGCUGUCGUCGGAUAGCCACAAGCGCAUGGAUGAGUACUUCCGCGCCCUGCGUGGCAUCAUGACCAACAAGGCCCUGCCCGCCCGCAUCCGCUUCCUCGUUCAGGACGUCAUAGACAGCAAAGUGAGUGUGCGCCGCGCCACGGAAGAUGACGCCACAUUUCUGGCGUGGAUUCUGCUAGAAGCUUCACGAUCGUCCUUGCCCCGGGGAUUUUAUGAUGUGCUCUUUGAUGAUUGCGGUGAGGGGGAGCUGCUCGCCAUCCUCAAGGACCUCGUCCUCACUCCCGAGCCCUCGUUCACCCGCUGGGACUGCUUCCUCAUCGCUGAAAUCGAUGGCAUUCACGCAGGAGCCGCGUGCGGCUACAGCGCUGAAGAGAAGACUGGAGAGGGGCUCUGGCGAGCAGUCACGACCGCACUUAAGGAGAGGAAGUGGAGUGUAGAGCAGAUGGCCAAGACGGAGCGCGUGUGGAACGAACUGCUCGUGCUCUGGCCCGCGCUCAACGGUGAGCACGAGCACUGGAUCGUUGAAUACGUUGCCGUGACCCCGACCUUUCGGAAGCGAGGCGUGUGCCACCAGUUGAUGCUGGCAGUGCUGGAUCAAGGGCGGGCAAGAGGCUUCAAGCGAGCUCAGAUCACACCGUAUGCCGACAACGAGGCCUCGGUAAAGGCCUACGAGAAGGUGGGCUUUAAAGAGUAUUGCACCAUCACCUCCCCCAUAUUCGAACAGCACAUACCCGACACGCUCGGCGCCCUGCACAUGCGCAUGGAACUAUGA